Molecule: messenger RNA, 1508 nt
Organism: Branchiostoma floridae (Florida lancelet)
Lineage: Eukaryota; Metazoa; Chordata; Leptocardii; Amphioxiformes; Branchiostomatidae
Product: cytochrome P450 2U1-like
Exons: 3
Coding region: 33-1331 (432 amino acids)
Biological process (GO): xenobiotic metabolic process
Cellular component (GO): intracellular membrane-bounded organelle; cytoplasm
Molecular function (GO): iron ion binding; oxidoreductase activity, acting on paired donors, with incorporation or reduction of molecular oxygen, reduced flavin or flavoprotein as one donor, and incorporation of one atom of oxygen; heme binding
Source: RefSeq, a predicted model, not a curated record
UUCUCGGUAACCUCCCCAGUCUGACCAAAGACAUGCACUUACAGUUGACAAAAUGGCGUUAUCAGUACGGAGACGUCUUUAGCGUCAGGUUCGGUCUACAGGACGCUGUUAUUGUUAACGGCAGUGAGGCUAUAAAGGAGGCCUUGGUGCAGAAGGCCAAGCACUUCUCCAACCGCCCAGACUACUACCUAGUGCGCUGUGUGAACAUGCACUUUGGUGCAGUUUUUUGUCCAUACGGUGAUCGUUGGAGGGCACUUCGCCGCUUCACUGUGUCAACGCUUCGGUUCUUUGGUAUGGGGACUACCAUCUUAGAGGACAAGAUUCAGGAGGAGUGUCGUCACUUCUGCAGCACACUGCGGCUUCUAGUGGGACAGCCUGUGGACCUCAGGUAUCGUCUGGAAACUUCUGUGUCUAACAUCAUCGUCUCCAUGGCGGUAGGGAAGAGGUUUGAGUACGGAGACCCGAAAUUUGGUCGUUUGCAAGCACUUGCUGAACGGAUCAAUGUGACAUUCUAUAAACUAUACAUCGUAAACUGUUUCCCCAUGCUCCGCUUCUUUCCGGGCUUCAGGAAAAUGUACAACGAAUUGAUGGAUCUGACAGCAGAACUCUACAACUACAUCCGUGAGCACAUCGGUCAGCACGGAAACACAGCGCCGGAUGAAAUCCGGGACUUUAUCGACGCCUUCAACAAGACAAAACAGGGCUUCCUGCCCGACAUGACUCUGACGUACUUAAUCGCUGAUUUGUUUUCCGCGGGAACAGAAACCUCUUCCCUUACCUUAUGCUGGGGUUUCCUGUACCUCACGGCGUAUCCUGACGUACAGGAGAAGGUUCAAGCCGAGCUGGACAGGGUUGUUGGGCGGGAUCGUCCUCCAACCUUCAGCGACAGGAUCAACCUGCCGUACACGGAGGCCACCAUCAGGGAGAUCCAGCGCAUCGCCACUAUCAUCCCAAUCCUCCCACAUCGCACGUCCGACGACACUACCUUGCUCGGGUACGACAUUCCUGCAGGUACAAACGUGUUCGUCAACCUGUGGGACCUCCACAUGGACCCGAGCCGCUGGCCGGACCCACACAGGUUCGACCCCGCCAGGUUCCUGGGCGAGAACGGACGGGUACUGACACACGACGCCUUCAUGCCGUUUUCAACAGGAUAUCGCAGGUGUUGGGGUGAACAGAUGGGGAAGAUGGAGUUAUUCUUGUUCCUCGCCAACACCCUACAACAGUUCACCCUGAAGUUACCGGAGGGUGCAGAGCCUGAUUUCCACGGCAUCAGCACUGCUUUCAUUUACCCUCGUCCAUUCAGCCUUAUUGUAACUAAUCGGGAGUAGUUAAGUAUGGCUACAGGUAUCCUUUAGUCUACAACACAGUCUACUUGAUCUUCUACAUGUAUAGUACACUCUGAAUUGCAAAGACAUGAGUUGUAUAAGUGCUUGUAAGUCAUCAUCAUAAGUAAGUAAUAGACUAUUGGUAAAGAAGCACAUCAAGCACACGGCUUGAUUAAGGUU